Molecule: messenger RNA, 1978 nt
Organism: Lycium barbarum (goji berry)
Lineage: Eukaryota; Viridiplantae; Streptophyta; Magnoliopsida; Solanales; Solanaceae
Product: protein DETOXIFICATION 40-like
Exons: 8
Coding region: 48-1580 (510 amino acids)
Biological process (GO): xenobiotic detoxification by transmembrane export across the plasma membrane
Cellular component (GO): membrane
Molecular function (GO): xenobiotic transmembrane transporter activity; antiporter activity
Source: RefSeq, a predicted model, not a curated record
AUUAACAUCUUUACAUCUUUCUCCUCACUCCUCGGUUACCGGAAUUCAUGGCUUCUUCUAAAUCCGACAUUUACGAGCCAUUUAUAAACAACGGGACACCCUUAUUACAAUUAUCUGAAAAUCACAGUUUCGAGUCGAGCAACGAGCUUGAAACUGUACUUUUAGAUACAGAAAUACCUUUAUGGAGUAAAUUCCGUUUAGCUACAUGGAUUGAAAUGAAGCUACUAUUUCACCUAGCUGCUCCUGCAGUUAUGGUUUAUAUGAUAAAUUAUGUCAUGUCAAUGUCUACUCAAAUAUUUUCGGGACAUUUGGGUAAUCUUGAACUUGCUGCUGCUUCACUUGGAAAUACUGGGAUUCAAGUUUUUGCUUAUGGACUAAUGUUGGGAAUGGGAAGUGCAGUUGAAACACUAUGUGGACAAGCAUUUGGAGCAAACAAAUAUGAUAUGCUUGGAAUUUAUCUUCAAAGAUCAACAGUUCUGUUAACUCUAACAGGAAUUUUACUAACUGUGGCGUACAUUUUCAGCAAGCCAAUUUUGAUAUUUCUAGGCCAAACAGAAAGAAUUGCAGAUGCAGCCGCAAUAUUUGUGUAUGGUUUAAUCCCUCAAAUAUUCGCCUACGCCAUCAAUUUCCCGAUCCAGAAGUUUCUCCAGGCACAAAGCAUCGUAGCACCGAGCGCAUACAUCUCCGCCGCAACACUAGCAUUGCAUUUAGUGCUAAGUUGGGCGGUGAUUUACAAAAUCGGGCUUGGGUUACUUGGUGCUUCAUUAGUAUUGAGUUUGUCAUGGUGGAUAAUAGUAAUAGGCCAAUUUGUGUAUAUUGUGAAAAGUGAGAGGUGUAAACAGACAUGGAAAGGGUUCAGUUGGCGGGCAUUUUCCGGCUUGCCGGGGUUUUUUAAGUUGUCGGCGGCGUCGGCGGUGAUGCUGUGCUUGGAGACAUGGUAUUUUCAGAUUGUGGUGUUGCUUGCUGGAUUGCUUGAAAAUCCUGAAUUGGCUUUGGAUGCUCUUUCUAUUUGCAUGACAAUUUCUGGUUGGGUCUUCAUGAUAUCAGUUGGAUUCAAUGCAGCAGCAAGUGUGAGAGUGAGCAAUGAACUAGGAGCAAGGCAUCCAAAAUCAGCAGCUUUUUCUGUUAUCGUGGUUACGUCAUGGUCUUUCAUUCUCUCGGUCAUUGCUGCAAUCAUCGUGCUUGCAUUGCGUCGCCUCAUCAGUUAUGCCUUUACCGAGGGUGAAGUUGUGGCUGAAGCUGUCUCGGAUCUUUGUCCAUUGCUUGCGGUUUCCCUCAUACUCAACGGAAUUCAGCCUGUCUUAUCAGGUGUGGCUGUUGGCUGCGGAUGGCAAACCUUCGUGGCCUAUGUCAAUGUAGGCUGCUAUUACGUUGUCGGGGUUCCAUUGGGUGCUCUUCUAGGCUUUUACUUCAAACUUGGUGCUAAGGGUAUAUGGUCAGGAAUGCUGGGAGGUACAGUGAUGCAAACAAUCAUUUUGAUAUGGAUUACCGCUCGAACUGAUUGGAAUAAAGAGGUGGAAUCAGCUCAGAGUAGGUUGAAAACAUGGGAUGACAAAAAAGAACCAAUUCUAGAGGAAUAGAUGAAUCUUGGAUGGACAAAAAGGAGAUUCAUUCCAAAGGGUUUUUCCACGUUCUCUUACAAAUGGGGUUUCUACAAAGCCUAAUAAUGCAGGAAUAGUACCAAUUUUUGAAUGAACAUGACCAAGAAUCAAGAUAAUAAUCAUGAAGUUGAUAUAGAAAAGGCUUUGGCAGGAGAAGGUCCAAAAUGUUUUAAAAUCCUCAUUUAGAAACUUGAACAUAGGAAGAUGUACUCGUAAUAUUAGCGCAAGCUGACCCAAACACUACGAUUAUUUAAAAAGAAUUUGUACGUGUAAUAUUUCCCACGCAUUUAAGCUGAAACUUUUCACUGAUAUAUUUCUUUUGGGAAGGAAAUGCAUCUUUGUAACUUGUUUGCUAGUAUUACUUUUCAAAAUUUUAA